This is a messenger RNA of Ogataea angusta, 1965 nucleotides long. RefSeq lists its product as uncharacterized. Gene Ontology annotation, cellular component: mitochondrion; acetolactate synthase complex. The record is from RefSeq and is a predicted model, not a curated record. Gene Ontology annotation, biological process: L-valine biosynthetic process. The transcript has a single exon. Lineage: Eukaryota; Fungi; Ascomycota; Pichiomycetes; Pichiales; Pichiaceae. The coding region runs from base 1 to 1965 and encodes 654 amino acids. Gene Ontology annotation, molecular function: acetolactate synthase activity; flavin adenine dinucleotide binding; magnesium ion binding.
AUGAUUGCGCUCAGAGGCGCCCGUGCAGCCCGUGCUGUGCGAUACAAGUCCUCGUCUGCGUCCGUGUUUGUGGAUUCACGGCCUACCCCUGCUCCUGCUUUCAACACUUCUGAUCGAAAGGGCCCUUCGCCCCUCUCGUCCGCUCCCCAGAUGGACGACUCUUUUAUUGGGCUCACAGGCGGGCAGAUCUUCCACGAGAUGAUGCAAAGACACAACGUGGACACUAUUUUUGGAUAUCCAGGAGGUGCCAUCUUGCCAGUGUACGAUGCCAUCUACAACUCUGAUAAGUUCAACUUUGUUCUUCCGCGCCACGAGCAAGGCGCAGGGCACAUGGCCGAGGGUUACGCCAGAGCCGUGGGGAAACCUGGUGUCGUCUUGGUGACAUCUGGUCCUGGUGCCACUAAUGUCAUCACCCCUAUGGCAGAUGCUCUAGCAGACGGUGUGCCGAUGGUGGUGUUCACCGGCCAGGUGCCUACGUCCGCUAUCGGAACAGACGCUUUCCAGGAGGCCGACAUUGUCGGUAUCUCGAGAUCCUGCACCAAGUGGAACGUUAUGGUGAAGAACGUUGCGGAGCUGCCAAGACGUAUUAAUGAGGCGUUCGAGAUCGCCACCAGCGGUCGUCCGGGCCCUGUUCUCGUGGACCUGCCCAAGGACGUGACCGCAGCCAUCUUGAAGGAGGCCAUCCCAAUCAGCUCGACUCUUCCGUCCAGCACACUGAACAAGAUCACACAUGCUGCUGCCACCGAGUUCACCAACCAAUGUAUUCAGCGCGCUGCCGCUCUGGUUAACAAGGCCAAGAAACCUAUUCUUUACGUCGGUGCGGGCAUCCUCAACUCGGAGGAUGGUCCAAAGAGGCUCAAGGAGCUUGCCGACAAAGCGCAAAUUCCCGUGACCACCACCAUCCAAGCCCUGGGAGCAUUCGACCAGGAAGACGAAAAAUCUCUCGACAUGCUGGGCAUGCACGGUUCCGCCGUCGCAAACAGCGCUAUCCAAAAGGCCGACCUGAUCAUCGCUCUGGGAGCAAGGUUCGACGACAGAGUCACCGGAAACGUGGCCAAGUUCGCGCCAGAGGCCAGACUGGCUGCCCAGGAAAACCGUGGUGGUAUCAUCCAUUUCGAGAUCUCUCCAAAGAACAUCAACAAGGUUGUCGAGGCUACGGAGGCCAUCGAAGGCGACGUGACGGAGAACCUUGAGCUUUUCAAUCAAUUAGUGCAUCCUGUGGCCUCUCGUCCGGAGUGGUUCGACCAGAUCAGGGCAUGGAAGGAAAAAUACCCUUAUGCCUACCAGACGGAGACCCCAGGCUCCAAAAUCAAGCCACAGACUCUCAUGAGAGAGAUCUCGAAACAGGCCCAUGCCACCGGCCGUGACAUCGUCGUCACCACCGGUGUCGGCCAGCACCAGAUGUGGGCCGCUCAACAUUUCACGUGGAGGAAGCCUCGUUCCUUCAUCACCUCUGGUGGUUUGGGAACCAUGGGAUACGGAUUGCCUGCCGCUAUCGGUGCACAGAUCGCUAAGCCAGACUCUUUGGUUAUCGACAUCGACGGUGAUGCAUCGUUCAAUAUGACCCUUACCGAGCUUUCGUCGGCCGUGCAGGCCAACGCCCCAGUCAAGAUUGUUGUCCUCAAUAACGAAGAGCAAGGAAUGGUGACCCAAUGGCAAUCGUUGUUCUACGACUACAGAUACGCACACACACACCAGAGCAAUCCCGACUUUGUGAAAUUGGGCGAGGCUAUGGGCGUGAAGUCCUUCAGAAUCGAGGACCAGUCUGAGAUGGUUGAUGGCGUGAAGAAGAUGAUCGAAUAUAACGACGGUCCAAUCCUCAUGGAGGUCGUCGUCGAGAAAAAGGUGUCUGUUCUACCAAUGGUGCCUGGAGGUUGCGCUUUGGACGAGUUUAUUGUGUUCGACCCAGAAGUCGAGGCACAGAGAGACGAGCUCAGGAAGCAGAGAACUGGCGGAAAACAUUGA